CACCUCAGCAGCCACGCUCGGCCUCUGUCCCCGACACACACCUACAGCUCCAUCCCCUUCUGCAUGGACACCGAUGGGAAGGAGGAGGAAGAAAGUGAAGAGGAGGCAGAUGAGGAGACAGACGCAGAGCCCGCUGAAAGUCACUACAGCCAACACCACAACCGGCAGAAGCACAAACACCAGCUGCUCCCCCCCUCUCCACACAAGCUGCUCCUCCACGGGCUGGAGCAGACCCCCGCCUCCAGCACCGGGGAUCUGGACAGGUCGGUCACAGGGUCCAUGGUAAACAGCUGGGGCUCAGCAUCCGAAGACAACAUCUCAUCUGGCAGGUCCAGUGUUGUCAGCACCUCGGAGGGGUCCUUCUUCACAGACGGAGAUUUCAACCAGGCGGCGUUGUCUUUGCGUGAAAACGCCGGCCUGCGCAUAGGCCGAUAUCCAGAGGAGUCAGGCCGGCGCCCCCAGCGGCCCAGCAGCCCCAUGUCCACAGACAGCAACAUGAGUCCUGCAAUAACACAUAAAAGACCCAGAAGACAUAAACAGAACCAGUCUGGUCACCAGGACUACCAACCCAAAGAUGUCUUCAAUGAUGACUCCUGCACGCCUCUGAGUUUUUCCAGCAAGAUGUCCCACGGCGACUAUAUAGCGAGGGGCGCCACGCUGCCCCGGGUGGGCUCUGGGGAGGCCCGGGGGCGGAGGGGCAGCACUGGGACUCACAGGGUCAGGGAGGCUGCAGAGGGCCAGGAGAAGCACAAGACUCCACCCGGAGGAAAAGGAAGCAGCAAGAGCCGACAGCACUCAGAAUUAAGGGAUGUCCUUCUGUACAGUCGUCCUGCUUUCCCCUCAGGUCAUGCUCAGAGGGAGCCUGAUGAUACUCACCCAUCCAGCUUUAUGUCAUGUGGAGACUCAAGGACCAAACAGGGAGGACAGGUGGAGGAGUUCCUCAAAAGCUAAGAAGCAAACCGAGCACAAAAAGAAAACUUACCGUUGCUUCGGACGAAGGACUUUGACCAUUAAAGGAUGGAAAAAAGACUUUAGAAAUACUGCACAAUACAUGCUAUUGUUUUUAUACUUCGAAUUUCUCAUUUGGUGUUGAAAAAAAAAGAAAAAAGUGCCCUCAUGUUUGAGCCUGUGGACUUCAAUUAGUUUGCUUUUCGGGUGCCGGCCUGCAGGAGUCCACUGCUGGUUUCCCCUUGGUAAUGCAACAUGAAUGCACAUUUAAUGGCGACCAUGAGUGUCUACACAAACAUCGUCCGUGGCGUCUGCACGAUGCGGCGCCGUACCUGAUCUUUGCUUGUCAGUUGUCUUGUUCUUUUUUCCUGUAAUUGAUAUCCAGUUCAUUACCAGCCAUCUUGUAAAUUCCUGAAAUUGUUUACUGCCACAGAAGUGCUUCGAAUUCAAAUUUUAUAUAACAGUGUUAAUGUUUUAUAAGUGAUGUACAUCUUGUCUUUGUAUUAUUUGUCCUACUUUGGUUAUAAAAGCACAAUCACUUAGUUUUUAUUCUAAGUCUUUAUUAUUAUGAAUUCCAGUCUGGAGGAAAAACAGGCUUUGUCAAUCAUUUCGUUCAGGCUGAGAAAACGAUUGUUGAUUGUGAUUGUGCAUUCAGUUGCGUACAUGUAAGCUGCUUUCAUACAGAUGUGUUGUGUGUACUGAGAGAAUUGCAUGCAGAUUCACCUGUAAGAGCUUUUACUUAACAUCUUGACUGCUUAAUCGUCCUUUUGGGAUGAUGAAAAAAAAAAAUUGUUUAGGGACUGGUUCCAUUUUUUGUUUUCUCCACUGAAGCCCAUGUCAUUCAGCCCUGUGUUCCCCUGACCUUUGCCAUAGCUCUUUGGAGCAGGGCUGGACAAUAGCUGUCAUUUAUCUAAGUACUUAUCAAUGAGACACAUUUUCAGUAAUUAUAUAUAUUAUAAAAAACUACAAAUAUCAGAAAGUCAGUGUAAGAAAGUGAAUAUAAUCAGAAAAUGUUGUAUUAAAAACAUAUAUUGAUAUUGUAUUAUUUAUAGAUCUAAUGUUACAUUUUGCAUUGCGUGAUACAUUUUGGUCAUAUUGUCCAGCCCUAUUCUGUAAGUUAAAUAUGGAAGAAAUUUGUCACUUUAACUACUCUGUUUGAAUAAAUAUUGCUGUUCCUU
Molecule: messenger RNA, 2126 nt
Organism: Notothenia coriiceps (black rockcod)
Lineage: Eukaryota; Metazoa; Chordata; Actinopteri; Perciformes; Nototheniidae
Product: roundabout homolog 1-like
Exons: 5
Coding region: 64-951 (295 amino acids)
Source: RefSeq, a predicted model, not a curated record